Manacus vitellinus (golden-collared manakin) is the source of this 2227-nucleotide messenger RNA. RefSeq names its product calcium voltage-gated channel auxiliary subunit gamma 5 (gene CACNG5). Lineage: Eukaryota; Metazoa; Chordata; Aves; Passeriformes; Pipridae. The coding region runs from base 57 to 896 and encodes 279 amino acids. The record is from RefSeq and is a predicted model, not a curated record. Gene Ontology annotation, cellular component: postsynaptic density membrane; AMPA glutamate receptor complex. Gene Ontology annotation, molecular function: channel regulator activity; voltage-gated calcium channel activity. Gene Ontology annotation, biological process: calcium ion transport; regulation of AMPA receptor activity; neurotransmitter receptor transport, postsynaptic endosome to lysosome. The transcript is spliced from 5 exons.
CCUUCAUCCCCGGCUCGUGCUGCCGGACCCGCCCGCUCUCCCCGCCCCAGCCCCCGAUGCUGUUGGGCAUGAGCGCCUGCAGCAGGAGGGCGCUGACCCUGCUCAGCAGCGUGUUCGCCGUCUGCGGCCUCGGCCUCCUGGGCAUCUCUGUCAGCACGGACUACUGGCUCUACCUGGAGGAGGGCAUCGUCCAGCCCCAGAACCAGACGGCCGAGAUCAAGCUGUCGCUGCACUCGGGGCUCUGGAGGGUCUGCUUUCUGGCAGGUGAGGAGCGUGGCCGGUGCUUCACCAUCGAAUACGUCAUGCCCAUGAACAUCCAGCUGACGUCUGAGUCCACAGUCAACGUCCUGAAGAUGAUCCGCUCUGCCACCCCCUUCCCUCUGGUCAGCCUGUUCUUCAUGUUCAUUGGCUUCAUCCUGAGCAACAUCGGCCACAUUCGGCCCCACAGGACCAUCCUCGCCUUUGUCUCGGGGAUUUUCUUCAUCCUGUCGGGUCUGUCGCUGGUGGUGGGGCUGGUCCUCUACAUCUCCAGCAUUAAUGACGAGAUGCUCAACAGGACCAAGGACUCGGAGACGUUCUUCAACUACAAAUACGGGUGGUCCUUUGCCUUCUCUGCCAUCUCAUUCCUUCUCACAGAGAGCGCCGGGGUGAUGUCCGUGUACCUGUUCAUGAAGCGCUACACGGCCGAGGACAUCUACCGACCCCACCCCGGCUUCUACCGGCCCCGCCUGAGCAACUGCUCCGACUACUCGGGGCAGUUCCUGCACCCGGAUGCGUGGGCGCGGGGCCGGAGCCCCUCGGACAUCUCCAGCGAGGCCUCCCUGCAGAUGAACAGUAACUACCCAGCCCUGCUCAAGUGCCCCGACUACGACCAGAUGUCCUCGUCCCCGUGCUGAGCCCCGACGUCCCCGAUGGUCGCCGCGUCCCGACUCCUGUCUGUCGUUUUUUUAGGCCACUCUUUGAGGCCACUUCUCUAUUUAUAGGAGCGUAAAUAUAACCAGGGAGAUCGGUUAUAUAACCAAUAGUGUAACCUAGAGAAUUGGGAUGUUUUCCUUUCUUUGGUUUUUUUUUGGGGGGUUGUUUUAUUCCUCCCCACGUAACUAAAGAUCCCUCCAAAGUCCUCUUCUCUCGGCUCGUCCCGCUGAGCAAACAGCAGUUCUGCCUGGGGGGAUAAAUCCAGGGCUGGACUCCAGAGCAGGAAAAAGAAAAUAGAGUAGAACUAAGAAAAAAAAAAAAAGGUGUAUUUUUUUGGUGUAGGUAAGUAGGCUGCAAAAGUUUGUGCAUUUGACUGUAUCAUUUAAUUAUAUAUUUACUGGCCUAAGUGCCAGCAGGCAUAAAAGAUUGGUGUAACUUUCCAAGAAAUAACCAGCAUUCGAAAAAUAGAAAUUUUGUCUUGAUUGAAUAUUUACUGAUUGAUAUCUCUCAGUGCUGGAUAUCACUUCCAACCAGGCUGUAAUGGGAAAUAGCCAUCCUUCUGGACAAUACCUCAGCAAGCUUGGACACAAGCAGGUUGUUCCUCUAUGGCCACUUGUAAACUGUUGCUUAAAUAUCCCCUAUUAGACUGGAGGCACCCUGGUGAGGUGGCUCUAGCACCCAAAUUUCCUCUGCCAUCCCAUAGGCAGGAGAUCUGAAGAGCAAAUGGGAGAAUUUCAGUGCAGCAUCGAGUGGAAAACAACCUAAACCCUUCCCACAGGAAACAUUAGAUGUAGGAUUUAGGGGGAAUUAUGGCCAGAAGUUGUUGCAGUGAAAGGCAAGAUCCCAAACCAGUGUAAAGUGAUGCAGCUGAAACUUAUGGCACAAGUCCACUGCAGCAAAGUAGUUGGCUUAUAUUUCAUUUUGGCAAGAAAAUGGUAUUUUAGCUGCUUUUUGUGUGUGUGUGUAUGAAACUUAUUUUGAGAUUUUUAAGUUUUGAAACUUCGUCUCAUGCUUUGGCAUUUUGGCCUCAGCCACCUGCCAGGGGAGAGCAUCACCCUGAUGGAAAGCAGGGCAGGGAAGGAGCAGGCUGUGUUCCCUCGUGCUCUCCUGUGUGAGUCCCAUCCUGUCUCCGUGCAAGAGAAAGAGCUUUGUCCAAACUUUAUUUCUGUUCUUGUUAUUUUCAACCUCUGGGGAAAAUUUCAUUUCUGCAAAACGAAACCGUCCGAGGACUCUUGGUAUAUUCGAGCUUGUUUUUUGUCGUACUGUAAUUAAAAGAAAUAGAAUAUACACACUUUUAAUCUCAUUUGUAGCA